Apus apus (common swift) is the source of this 2395-nucleotide messenger RNA. It is a transcript of the gene TF, whose product is annotated as transferrin. The record is from RefSeq and is a predicted model, not a curated record. Gene Ontology annotation, cellular component: extracellular region; plasma membrane; early endosome. The transcript is spliced from 17 exons. Bases 87 to 2207 code for a protein of 706 amino acids. Lineage: Eukaryota; Metazoa; Chordata; Aves; Apodiformes; Apodidae. Gene Ontology annotation, biological process: iron ion transport; antibacterial humoral response.
GUUCCAGAGCCACGGCGGGCUCGGAGGGGCCGGUCUGUGACCCAAGGCUGCUGCUUCCCCCCGCGCCUCGGCAACCCUGCUCCGGCAUGAAAGCCCUGCUCCCUGCUGUGCUGCCCUUCGGGAUCGUGGCUCUGUGUCUCGCUGCUCCCCCCAAGACAAACAUCAGAUGGUGCACCAUAUCAGCAGCAGAAGAGAGCAAAUGCCACAGCCUAAGGGACCUCAUGCAACAGGAGAGUGUGGCACUGAAUUGUGUCCAGAAAGCCACCUACCUGGACUGCAUAAAAGCCAUCGCGAAUAAUGAAGCAGAUGCCAUCAGCUUGGAUGGUGGUCACAUUUUUGAGGCUGGUCUUGCCCCCUACAAGCUGAAGCCCGUGGUUGCUGAGGUCUACGAGCACAGUGGAGGCUCCACCACCAGCUACUACGCCGUGGCCGUCGUGAAGAAAGGAACAGGCUUCACCAUCAAUGACUUGCAGGGCAAGACCUCCUGCCACACAGGCCUGGGCAGGUCUGCUGGCUGGAACAUCCCCAUUGGGAUACUCCUUAGCAGGGGAGACAUCAAGUGGGAAGGCAAAGACUCGGGCUCCAUCGAGCAAGCUGUGGCCAACUUCUUCUCUGCCAGCUGCGUGCCUGGUGCCACCACGGAGCAAAAGCUCUGCCGCCAGUGCAAGGGGGACCCCAAAACCAAAUGCUCCCGCACAGCACCUUAUUCUGGAUAUUCUGGAGCUUUCCAGUGUCUGAAGGAUGGAAAAGGAGACGUGGCUUUUGUGAAGCACACAACUGUUCAGGAAAAUGCCCCGGGGGAGAAGGAUGAGUACGAGCUGCUGUGCCUGGAUGGCACCCGUCAGCCCGUGGACAACUACAAAGACUGUCACUGGGCCAGGGUGCCUGCUCACGCCGUUGUGGCUCGAGAUGACAGCAAGGUUGAUGACAUCUGGAGCUUCCUCUCCAAGGCACAGGAAAGAUUUGGCGUGGGCACAUCUAGCACCUUCCAGCUCUUUGGGCCACCUGGCAAGAAGGACCCAAGCCACAAAGACUUGCUUUUCAAAGACUCUGCUAUCCUGCUGAAGCGUGUCCCAUCACUGAUGGAUGCCCAGCUCUACCUGGGCUUUCAGUAUUACAGUGCCAUCCAGAGCCUCCAGGAAGACCAGGUGAGCCCCAAACGCAGAGAGAACAAGACGCGCUGGUGCGCGGUGGGCAAGAACGAGAAGAGCAAGUGUGACCUCUGGAGUGUGGUGAGCAAUGGGGAGGUGGAGUGCACCGUGGCAGACAACACCAAGGACUGCAUCGUCAAGAUCAUGAAAGGUGAAGCAGAUGCCAUCAGCUUAGACGGAGGGUUUGUCUACACUGCUGGUGUGUGUGGCUUGGUGCCAGUGAUGGGAGAAAGCUACGAGGAUGAGAGUCAAUGCAGCAAAGCAGAAGGAGAACCAGCCUCUUACUUUGCUGUGGCUGUUGUGAAGAAAUCCAACAAGGACAUCACGUGGAACACCCUGCAGGGCAAGAGGUCCUGCCACACGGCUGUGGGGAGAACUGCUGGCUGGAACAUCCCCAUGGGCUUGAUUCACAACAAGACAGGGAACUGCAAUUUCGAUGAAUACUUCAGUGCAGGCUGUGCUCCUGGCUCUCCUCCCAGCUCCCGCCUCUGCCAGCUCUGCAAGGGCUCCGGGGGGAUCCCACCAGAGAAGUGUGUUGCCAGCAGCCAUGAGAAGUACUAUGGAUACACUGGAGCCUUGCGGUGCCUGGUCGAGGAGGGGGACGUUGCCUUUAUCAAGCACUCAGUCGUGGAGGAAAACACUGAUGGCAAAAAUGAAGAAGAGUGGGCCAAAGAUCUGAAAAUGGGUGAUUUUGAGCUGCUGUGCACCGACGGGCGACGGGAGAACGUCAUGGGCUACAGGAACUGCCACCUGGCCAAAGUGCCCACCCAUGCUGUGGUCACACGCCCAGAGAAAGCAAGGAAAGUCAGUGAGCUGCUGCAGAGACAAGAGAACCUGUUUGGGGCAAAAGGAAGUGAGGCAGACAGGUUCAAGAUGUUUGAGUCUCAAACCAAGGACCUCCUGUUUAAGGACAAGACCAAGUGUCUGGUCAAACUCCGUGAUGGAAUAAAGUACAAGGAAUUCCUGGGAGAUCAAUACUACGCUUCCGUGGCCAGCCUCAACACCUGCAAUCCAUCAGAUCUCCUCCAGGUGUGCACCUUCCUUGAGGACAAGUAGCGAGACGGGAAGCAGCCUUGCUGGAGGGGGGAGGAACCUUCAAGCUAUGCCUCUUCUCCUGCCCUCACCCGCCCAGGGAGGGCUCUGCCUGCCCUGCUCCCUCUGCCCUUCCUCAGCACUCUGCAAGUCUGGAGACUCUGCCGCUCUCUGCUGCCACCACAGCAAGAAAUAAAAGCUCAGACCUUAAA